CUUUAUUGCCUCCACCAGCCUCUGAGUCUCCCUCUCGCGCGCCUGAAAUUGCCCGGAAAUGUCUUCCACAAAGCUGCACGCGCACCCAUCGCUCCCCGCACCCGUCGUCCACGCUUGCUUCUCCGUGCCCCAGUCAAAGUCGCACGUCCUGGCCGGCGUUCAAGACGCGUACUGGAGCGACGACGAGGGCGAGGACGCCGAGUGCCCGCUCUGCCUCGAAGAGAUGGAUAUUUCCGAUCUCAAUUUUAAGCCCUGCGUUUGUGGCUACCAGAUAUGCCGUUUCUGCUGGCACCACAUCAAGGAGAAUCUCAACAAGCGCUGCCCCGCCUGCCGCCGCGUCUACACGGACGAGGGCGUGGAGUUCAAGCCACUUGCCGCGUCAGACCACAAGCGGCUGACUCAGCAGAAGAAACAGCGCGAGCGCGAGCGGAAGGACUUGGAGGCUCUGGGCCGCCGCCACCUCGCAAACGUGCGCGUCGUACAACGAAACGUGGUGUACGUUGUCGGGAUCGGUCCGCGCUUUGCGAAGGAGGAGCUCAUACCCACACUGCGGUCUUCUGAGUACUUUGGCCAAUAUGGCAAGAUCAGCAAGAUACUUCUUGUGAAGCGGACACCUUCGGGCGGCCGCGCGCCUGUGGUUGGGCUGUAUGUCACAUACCACAGACGAGAAGACGCGGCGCGUGCGAUCGCGGCUGUCGAUGGUGCUCCGUCACCCGGUGGUGGCAAGGAGGUCAUGCGCGCAAGCUACGGUACAACGAAGUACUGCAUGUCCUUCUUGCGUGGCGCAACUUGCACCGAUCACGCGUGUAUGAACCUGCAUGAGUGGGGCGACGAGAAAGACUGCUUUACCAAGGAGGAUCUCACUACAUUAAAACACACGAUGAAGGCGACAGAGAGUCGGAGUCGCAAGCCCGAUCAGGUCGACACAGGCGGCCUACCGCGUGCAGCUGCAUGGGGAAGCAAGCCUGCAGUUACUCCAGCACCAAUACCAACGCUGUCAAAUCGCGAUUCGCCAACGCCUGCAGCUGCAGCUGCCAUGGCGGCAGCAGCAAGCACAAGCAGUCAUCGCGCGACGCGGCGAGGUGCACGAGGCCGCGGAACCAGUGCGAAGGAGGCAACAAAAGAGCCAACGCCAACCUCGUCCAGCACUGCUACAGAAACUCGCCCGGGUCGGAAGGCUUCCAAGGCUAUGUCAACGACGUCGUCAAGGCCGCAGACGCCAGUACAGGUGUACCAGACACCGACGGCACCCGCAGCGGAGGACAAGGCUACGAAGAAGGUCAAGGAAUCAUCACCUGGGCCCUCACAUUCGCCUGCGCCGUCAUCGUCUGCCGCACCUGAGUCUGAACAAGGCUCUGCACCGACAGACGCCAGACCGCCGUCUCCGCCUAAGGAAGCGCCUGCAGAACCUUCAGCGCUACCGCAGACCGUCCCCGACGUCCCUCCGGGCUUGCCAGCUGUGCCGCCGGGUCUUUCUGCACCGCCAGGCCUGCCAUCGCCUCGCCCUCCUCGUCCGGACACCGCGUCUCCCCAAACACCGCUCCUUGCUCCCCAGACCGGCUACACCGUCUCCAACGCGGCACGCGCUCUCAUCGACGACGUCCGCUUCCGCCGCGACAUGGCCUUCGCUCCCGUCGCCGCGUUCCCUGAUUUCGACCGCACGCUCGAGGCCUUGAAGCCCAGCGAAAGCGGCGGCUUCAGCUUCACGUUCGAUCCGAAGCUCGCGGAGCAGACGGAAGACUUCGAGCUGCCGACGUUGGAGAUGGAGGCGGAGAUGCCGUUCCAUGGAUCAUAUUUGGACGCCUUCCCUGCUUUGCGGACGGGUGCUUCACCAUCGUUCAUGGGCCCGCCGGGCCUUGCGUAUCCUCAUAAUCCCAGUCGGGCGAUAUACGACCCGCUAGCGAUCAGGCCACCGAUGACGGCUACGCCAAUGGAGAGGCAGUCAACGGGAGGCUCGAGCUAUACAGGGUCGUUCAAUCCGUUUGCUGAUGGCGGAGACUCGUCCCCGAGGAGAUCAAACAGCUCUGCAUUAGACGACGACUCGGUCAGGAAGGUCUCUCGCUUCGGCUUUGCUCGCGGCAGGCAAUCGUCGUCGACAAACUCGCCUCUUCAUGCGCCGUCGCCACUAAGCGCUGCCAACAGCGAGAGCCCGAUUCUGCGGGGCGCGUCUGCAGACUUGUCGCAGCAGCAACAGCAGUGGGCAGCCAUGCAAGCUCGGCACGACAUGGGAUACGGAACGACGCCUGCUGUUCCGUCGCCUUUGGUACAACAGGCCCAGCCGCAACAGUACGCGCAGCAGCAACACGCGCAGAUGGGCCGCUUCCAACCGUUCGACACGAACCUCAGCGAGGCGCAACUGCGCGACUUCAUUCAGAGUAGCCGAAACCGAGAUGUGGCUCCGCCUCCUGGGAUGCGCAAUGGCAAUGCAGCACAAGGACCGAUGUACAAGAGCCAGGCUUUCAAUGAUCCGGCCAUCAUGACCGCUCGUUUCGCGUCUCCUGCGCCGAGAUCUGACUACUCGCAAUCAUCGCUGGCGUUCGGUCCGCCACCUGGACUGUCCUUUCCUCCCGUCAACGUUCAAAAUACGCCUGCCAAUGUAAUGGAGGCAGCCAACUCUCAUGUUUCUCCCACCCCUUCAACGACUGCACCACCUUCAGAACCUCCCCCUCCUACGCUUGAUCCUACCGACUUCCCCGAGCUUGCGUCGACUACGGCCACGCAGGCUGCGCCGCCGCAGGACAAAGCUGCUGCUACGCCGCCCGAGACUGCCGCGGAGCCCGUGCUGGACGCCAAGGCGGAGAAGAAAGCGGCGAAGAAGGCCGCCGCGGCUGAGCGCGCCGCUGAGCGUCAACGCAUCGCGCAAGAGAAAGCGGCCGUGAAAGCAGCGGAGAAGGCGCGCGUUGCCGCGGAGAAGGAAAAGGCGGCGGCGGAGAAGGCCAAGAAGGAGCAGGAGGAGAAGGGGCGGCUGGAACAGGAGAAGGCGGCCAAAGCAGCGGAGCGCGAGCGCGCGAGGGCGGAGAAGGAGCAGCAGGCGAAGCUGGAGAGGGAUCGUCAGGCGCAGGUGCAGAAGGAGCGCGAGGCGCAGGCGGAGAAGGAGCGUGCGGCGAAAGCGAAGAAGGCUGCUGCCGAUGCUGCGAAGGCAGAGGCUAAAGCCAAGUCGCAGGCGGAGAAGGACAAGGCCAAGGCGAAUGUCGAGGCUGCAAAGCCGAAGCCCGAGCCCGCUCAGUCGUCCGUAGCAGAAGUGCAUGCGCCUAUCCUCUCGAAGAAGCCCAAGAAGAACAAGCCCGUUGUGACCCCUCGUCCUGUCAAGGCAAACAGAGACAACAGCGAGCAGGGUGCCAACGACGACGCUUCCGUCCCUUCGCAUUCGCACCUCCCCAGCAAGGACUCUGUCGCCACUUCUAUGUCCAGCGACUCCCGCGCUGAGUCGGUCGAGCGCGACCUCCCGGUGACGAUUCAGGACCUCAUGGACGACAUCCACCUCUGGCGUCCAGAGCUCGACCUCCCUACCCAUCCCUUCUUUGACAUGAGCAAGAUCAAUCCGACUGCGAAGAUGCCCUCCGAGUACGCUCCGCUCGUCCGUGCCUUGUCCGCCCUCUCCAGCGCUGGGGAGUCGGGCGUAUCGCUCCCCAGCGGUGUCCCUCCCGACUCCAUCAACGGCGCCGUCGAGUCCUUCAAAACGCUGCUCGACACGCUCACGCAAACCAUCGGCGACCUCUUGAAGCUGCUCCCGCGCGCGACGUGGGAUGACAACACAUCGUUCGACGGCGUGCUGCGGGACAUGCUCAAGGGGGACGACUUCGCCGACGACGCAGGUGGGGACGAUCCAGAAACAGACGAUGAGGUUGGCACGUUGACAUCAGCUUUAGAGCGCCGGGCGCGGUGGAUGGAGAUCCAGCUGUCGAAGCUGGAGGAGCUGCACCGGGACAUAAACACGGCGGCCGUGCGCGCUGUGCUCGCGUUCAAUCGCAAGGGAUACGACCUGCGCAGGGGCAACGGCGCGAGCGUGAGCGAUAUGCUGCGGGAGUUCGAUACGCUGGGCUAUGCGGAGGAGAAUGGGAAGCUGCGCCCACUGAGGGCGGACGAGCUGGAGAAGAAGGCGGCGGUGGCGAAGGAGGCGGCGCAGGUGGCUGAAGCGGAUUUGCGGGAGAUGAUGGAGAAGAUGCAGGCGCUGAAGCCGUUCUAUGACUAUGAGCUGUAGGAGGGACGAUAUAGACCUUGGUGGACUGCCAAGUAAUACUGUAAUACUUGUCGGACAGUAUGCAGGACAAGUCGCGCGAGCGCUGCCUCUAUCGCAGGAGGAUGACUGCGUUUUUGUCAAUGAUUUGUUCACUGGAACUUGGGAGAAAUCGAAUCUAUGUGAGUGUGAGUGUC
This is a messenger RNA of Schizophyllum commune H4-8, 4374 nucleotides long. RefSeq lists its product as uncharacterized. Gene Ontology annotation, molecular function: ubiquitin-protein transferase activity; nucleic acid binding. NCBI's taxonomy places the organism in Eukaryota, Fungi, Basidiomycota, Agaricomycetes, Agaricales, Schizophyllaceae. The record is from RefSeq and is a predicted model, not a curated record. The transcript is spliced from 8 exons. Gene Ontology annotation, cellular component: CCR4-NOT complex. Gene Ontology annotation, biological process: protein ubiquitination. The coding region runs from base 59 to 4201 and encodes 1380 amino acids.